Messenger RNA from Trypanosoma theileri, 3183 nucleotides. RefSeq lists its product as uncharacterized. The record is from RefSeq and is a predicted model, not a curated record. The transcript has a single exon. NCBI's taxonomy places the organism in Eukaryota, Euglenozoa, Kinetoplastea, Trypanosomatida, Trypanosomatidae. The coding region runs from base 1 to 3183 and encodes 1060 amino acids.
AUGCCAGAGGUUGGGCUCGAUCGCGGGUUUCUACACCGCUGUUGUGUGCAGGUCUCAUCCGCCCUCACAGAUGAAACCGCCGUCUCCGCCGAGACACAACACACUCUGCGUUUUGUUCGCGAUCACGCUCGAGAGUACCCGGGCGAAAUUACACGGGCGCUGGUUUGGCGUAUUGUAGACACUGACGAUGAGGAGGUGGAAGACCGUUUAGGUGCAUGGUGUGUACUCAACGCCGUACUAGCGGAGUGUGCAGAUCAUAAACAAGCCUUGUCGUGCACCGCCGUUGCGGAGAAGAUCAAUCUUUUCCUUCCAUACCUUGUCUCUUACCGCUGGUAUUCUACCCGUACGGCGUCUUUAUCAACAAGCACAAAUCAGGGAAAGUCAACUUCUGCACUGCUAAGCGAAUAUGGCAAAGUGGUGCCUGCGUCUGUACUCACAGGCGAUGACUCCCGUUUGGCAGAUAUACACAAAGAACGUGAAAUUAUGUCCAAAUACCGUGGCUUCCUUGUUACGUGGAAGGCAGUUUGGCGACAUGAUGUCUAUCAACAUCUUAAGGAGGUGGUGCGUCAAACGGAACGUGAGGGAAAUAGUCUCCCAUCAAAGGAGAGACCGUAUCUUGAAAUUCCUGCAACGUUUCGUGAUAGUUUGCGACGAUUACGCCGCAAAAACCCUCGUCCGUCUAUAGCUUAUCAUGUUCUUCUCAGCUAUGGAUGGGUACCUCCUACAACGGAAGGAGCUGUAGAUACCAAUAAUACCACUACUACUACUACUACUACUAAUAAUAAUAAUAAUAAAAAUAAUAUUAAUAAUAAUAAAACUAUUACUACUACUACUACUACAAACGGCUAUAAUGAAGGUAAAUUCAGUAGUAACAACGAUUACGCCAAACGUUGUGCUGUAGUACCUACAAGUGUAGCAGAAAUUGAUGAACUUGAUCCUGCAGCUCACCCCCGUGUACGACAGUGGCUAAAAAAAUUGGUGGAAGAGAAAGGUGGUUGCCGUUUAUGUGAUGUAUGGCAACACACUGAAUUACGUUGUCCAUGUGAAUUGCCGUUUCUUAAAACUCCAAUAGCAGAAAGUGAUGGUCACCAUAACUUUUUUCGACGCCGACGAUUUAUAGAGCGAACAUCCAUCACAUAUGUGGAAGCAGUGGAGAAGUUAUUCCGUUAUGGUAUUCGACUUCCACUUGCCGUUGAUAAGGCGUUAGAUCGCGUUGUCUCACUUAUUAAAGAAGACUCUCCCUAUGAGGAGUUUCUUGAGGCAUUUGAUACGGUGCGUGGUGCUGUUACUGGUCCACUUGAACGACAUGCAUUGUGGUUACAUGCAAGUUACAUGUUAAUGCCCUCACGAACGGUGUUUGAUAAACCAAGUGAUGAUGCCCUCAGCCCUGCUAUGGAAAAGGCAGAAAAACACUUUAAAGUUCAUCGACGUUUUCGUGAAUGGGAUCAAUUACUUCAAAGCGUAGAAGUAUUGGACUGUCAAUACCGCCGUGCUGAAAUGCCACAAUCUGUACGCCGCAACAUUGAGGAAGUACGUGAAACGAAAUCCUUCUUUUUCUGUUUGAUUGAUGGAUCCAUGACGGCGGAGUAUUCCCCACCGGCGUAUGCACGUGUUCCUGAAGAAGUUCAACAAUUACGACCCGUGAAGGAUGUGUUGUGUGGUGUCUGUUUGGAGCCCUUUCACACAGCCGCCCGCUGUACAAAAGGAAAAGAACCAUGGGAUCUCGCCGUUGCCCGCGUUGUGUUAGAUGAACACCGUCUACUUGGUAUGAAAUACCCAGAGGAACGUCAUUUAUUGGAUAAAGCCCUGCGCAGUAUUGAUGAGGAUGAUCGAAAGGCUAAAGAAUUCCGUAAGAAGGAAUUAUCUCUCGCCGUGAAACUUGUACAUGAGGGACGUGUACCUUAUUGUAAAUCCUGUGGUAUUAUGGGACACAGUAUACGCCGUUGUGAGGAAACAGCACGUCGUACACUUCACCGACAUCACAUUAAGGAAGUGGAUAUGCGACUCAAUCCACAUCUUGUGCAGCGUAAGAUUAAACAAUUACGAGAAGAACAUGAUGAACGGGAGGAACGGUUUCUCACAGAUGCAUGGGAGUUACUGGGAAGAGGACAUACAUACCCAGAGAGUUUUCUCACCAGUAUUAAUGAACUGGAAGACGCGCAUAUUCCGUUAGCAGCAGCGCGCUACAGUACAGAUGCCGUACAAGGAUUUCUUCUCUUUAUUAAAUCCAGUGAUCUUCUUCAGCAUUUGCAGCCACUUCGUGAUGAACGAUUUCCCGAAGUGUGUCUUUUCUGUGACUCCUAUCAUCAUAGUUCAGAUCUGUGUGAACGUGCUAAUGAUGAGGAACGUGGAUUCCUUACAGAACUUCGACGGUAUGGUCUAACCCUAUGGCACUACCUACGCUCACCUGAGCGGUAUGAUGAGCGAUUUCCAACGGACUACACAAAAGGUCGAGAAACAGUUGUUGGACUUGCACGGCAAUUUGAGCAAGAUUACAGUCCUGGCGGUGUGGCCCGUGGACGGUUUCUUGAGAACAAUGGCCUUGAUGGAGAGGGAGCCGCAAGUACAUCCGCAGCUGGGACUAGUGGAACUAUGGGUAUGGGUAUUGGUGGUAGUGGUAGUAGUAUGGUCUCGCGGGGAUGUUCACAACACUCUUUUUAUGGGGCCUCUUCGUAUGGAAUGUCAUUUUCGCAACUCGUCCUUCGCCCUGUAGAGACGCGAGAAGAGGGAGACACUGCAGUUGACAUGAAUCGCUAUCCCAAUCACAACCAUGAUAACAAUAGUAGAAGCAAUAGUAACAGUAAUGGGAAUGAUACACAUGCUGUCGAGUUUGCAGAAACAGGAGAUUACAUUCUUGGUGGCGGUGAUGAUACAGUGAUACGUGAGGUUGCAGGCGGGCAUGGCGGUAAACGCGGUCGUGAGAAUGACACCGACUCGCAAACAGAAUCCAACCAUAAUAAGAACAGCCACAGUAAUAGCAAUAGUAACAGAGGUGGCAGUAAUAACUCCGAACGUGGGCAACAUGAAGAGGAAAAUGGAGAUGGGGGGUUCAAUGAGAACCUGCAAGAGGGAAUACACGGGGAUCAACAACAUCAUCAUCAUCCACUGAAGACGGAAGAUGAUACAACAGAGUAUGUGGCGCAACGGCCUCGUGUGGAACUGCACGCAACAGAAGAAGCGUAA